GCGUGAGACGGGUGCGUUUCUCGGUCGACGGUUUCGAAGCAGCUGGGCGCAUGCGCAGCGUGACGCCCUUUGCCCGCUGGGGGAGGUGCGGCGAGGCAAGGCUCCGGCGCGCGUGCGCAGUAGCUCGACGCGGGCGUUUCUUUCCUUCUUUUUUCCGAAUUGGUUUUGAGGGGUAGAUUCGAGUUACAAAAUGGCGGCCUGGGGUGUGUUGGGCGCUGUUCCCUCAGCGGCCUCUGACUGAACGGACGGCUGUCCCCAUCCCUGCCGAACACAGAGGGGUGAGGCCCCCGAGGGACAUGGUGUUGGCGACUCAGGGCGUGCGGACCACCGAAUCCUUCGAGGCUCUCCGCGCACCGGAAGCGACCGCGCGCCGCCUCAGAGCCGAACGCCGCGGCAGCGCCCUCGCACCUGAUCGCCGCUGCGCGGCCGGGCCUCGCGGCGCCCACAACCCGGCGAGGGCUGCGGCGGCCGCCGGGGAGGUUCGAAAAAAUGGCCAAAAGAAUUGCCGAGAAGGAAUUGACAGACAGAAAUUGGGAUCAAGAAGAUGAAGCAGAAGAGGUGGGAACAUUCUCAGUGGCCAGUGAGGAGGUCUUGAAGAAUAGAGCCAUAAAGAAAGCAAAACGUAGAAAUGUUGGAUUUGAAUCUGAUAGUGGAGGGGCCUUUAAAGGUUUUAAAGGUUUGGUUGUACCUUCUGGAGGAGGCGGGUUUUCUGGAUUUGGUAACAGUGCUGGAGGGAAGCCCUUGGAAGGCCUGUCAAACGGAAGCAGCGUGACUGCCGCCCCUCCCUUCUCCAGCUCGAGGGCGGCCACCGAGGCCAAGACCACCUUCGGCUCUGUUGCUGUGAAUGGCCCUGCUUCCUCGGUUGAUAAAAAGAUGUCAAGUCCUAAAACUAAUGGUGACAGUCAGCAGCCCUCUGCCUCCGGCCUUGCCUCCAGCACAGCCUGCCCUGGGAAUGCCUAUCACAAGCAGUUGGCAGCCUUAAACUGCUCUGUUCGGGACUGGAUCGUGAAGCACGUGAAUACAAACCCGCUCUGCGAUCUGACCCCCAUCUUUAAAGACUAUGAGAAAUACUUAGCAAGCAUCGAGCAGCAACAUGGGAACAGUGGUAGCAGUCAUUCUGAAAGUGAAAAAAACAAAAUAGCAGUUGAAACACAAUCUCCUUCUCUCUUUGGUUCAAAGUUACAGCAGGAGUCAACCUUUUUGUUUCAUGGCAGCACAACUGAAGCUGCAUCAGAGAAGAAGAUGGAGGCUCUGUCUGAGAAGAACAAGGAGCCAUCACUAGGAGCAGCAAGUGCCUCGUUUAAUUUUGGCAAGAAAAUCGAUAGCUCUGUGUUGGGCUCCUUAAACUCUGGCCCAUUAACUGGCUUUUCAUUUUCUUCUGGAAACUCCAGUUUGUUUGGCAAAGAUACUACCCCGAGUAAACCAGUUUCUUCACCAUUUUCCGCUAAAACACUGGAGACCCGAGCAGAAGGUGGCGGGAAUGAAUGCAGAGGCGGAGAUGAAGAGGAGAAUGACGAGCCACCCAAAGUAGUGGUUACUGAAGUAAAAGAAGAAGAUGCUUUUUACUCCAAGAAGUGUAAACUAUUUUACAAGAAAGACAAUGAAUUUAAAGAGAAAGGUGUGGGUACUCUGCAUUUAAAACAUACAGCCAAUCAGAAGACACAACUUUUAGUGCGCGCAGAAACCAAUUUAGGCAACAUCCUGCUCAACGUUCUGAUUCCGCCCAACAUGCCGUGUAGCCGCACGGGGAAGAACAACGUGCUGGUCCUGCUCAUUCCGAACCCACCCAUCGAUGCCACCAACGCCUCCGUCCCGGUCACCAUGUUAAUUCGGGUGAAAACCAGCGAGGACGCAGAUGAGUUGCACAAAAUUUUACUGGAGAAGAAGGAUUCCUGAACACGCUUCCCCUGAGGAGCUGUUGCCAAGUUGCUGCUUCCCCACUGCCCUUUAAACUUAGUUUUCUUCUCUUCUUUGACAUUCUAGAACUUAGAGAUAACUUAAAACUUUUGUGAGGAAGAUAAAUAUGGCCAAUAAAACCUUUAAUAUUACCUGUCAAGAAACUGUAUUCUCCCUUCUUAAAAGCUAUCUAUCUAAUGUGUAAAAUAUAUUUGAAAGAAAUUUUUUGGAAGGUUUUUAAUGUUCAUUGAUUAAACUAAUCACCAGUGAUUUGUUAAUAAUGAACUGCAAUCAGGGUAUCGAGUAGAUUUCCCAAAGGCCUUUCCGGUCCAGGGGCUGGGGCUCGCUGCCGCCCCGUGUCCAGAAGGGAGUUGCCGGGAGCGCUCUUGUUUCUGCUGGCCCUGGCCGAUGGGUGUCCGAGAGAACCGAACUGCCUUGCUGGGGCAGAGACGGUUCCUCUUUGCUUUAUUUUAUUGUGUUAUUUUACAGCUGAAGUGUCUGCCUUCAGCGUUGGAGUCCUCAGCCUUUUCUGUGCAGACGCUGGCCUUUAACCCCAGAGGCUGCUUUGCUGUGGUUCUGGAACUGCUUUUUCUUUUUCAAAGGAAAUGUGUGGCUUGUUCUGUGGGUUUGUAGGCAUAUUCAUGAGGUGCUCUUCCUUCUGUAUCCCCUGGAGACAAAUGGGCUGGGGGAUCGCCAGGACCGAGGUUGCAAAGCACAAACUUGGUAGCCUGUAGUUUGUAGACAGAGGACAGUAAACCCUUAUUAGAGAGUCAGGGCUAAGCUGUGCAGCAAGUGGAAAAGGGUGUUUGUGCCACGAUGAACCCCGUGGAUCUAAAACCUGCUUGUUAUGUCACGGGGGCGUUCGUUACACGAGCCGUGCGAACUUCCCAGGAAAUAGGCAGUGAGGUGACGGGAGAGAAAAGUGUGUGUGUAAAGGUUGCUUUUAGCUUUUAGACAGGAGUGCAUUUUGCAUUUGGUACCUGAAAUUUCCGUUUACUUUUUUAAGAGUGAGGUAAUCCAGGAGUCCCCGUGAUGGCUCAGUGGAAAUGAAUCUUGACUGGUGUCUGUGAGGAUGCAGGUUCGAUCCCUGGCCUUGCUCAGUGGGUUAAGGAUCUGGCGUUGCCGUGAACUGUGGUGUAGCUCGCAGACGCAGCUUGGAUCCCGCGUUGCUGUGGCUGUGGCGGACCCCUAGCCUGGGAACUUCCAUAUGCUGCAUGUGCAGCCCUAAAAAGACCAAAAAAAAAAAAAAAAAGUAGAGUAUGCCACAUGUCCGUCUGAAAGGGAGCCAUGGUUGUGCCCAGGAACGCCCGUGUCACCUCUCCACAGCUGUCAGUAACUGAGGCUCGUGUUCUUUGAAGGCUCUGGACCUGUGAACUUGAUGUGAAUUUGAAGGUUGUCAACGCCCACUCUCAUUCCUCUCGAGCCGUUCGGUGCUGGCACCAGCGCAUCUUGUUUCAGUUGAGUCUCAGGGUCUGUGCCUGGGGGCUGGUAGCACUGCCACAGGCUCAUCUUCAGCCAUGAUUUAUUUUCUGACUUGGGAGAGUCAAAGUAACUGGGUGGUAGAGUUGCUUAAAACAAACAAAACUGUAAUUUUCAGAUGUUAAGGGGCGGGAAAACCUCCUUGCGGUCAGAUACGUUACUCUGAACACACUUGGGGUAAGGUACGCGGGCCGCGUUUAUCUCGCGACUCUCGGCGUUCUCCUCUCGUUUCCCUGAUGGCCCUGGGAGAGUUGGAAGCCCAGUGCGUGACUUCGAAUAGACAGACACAUGUGGAGAGAGGUGUGCUCGCCAUAUACUGGGGGAUGUGGUUAAACUCCUUCGUGUUGUGAGGCCGCGGGAGGAAGUGGCACUUGUUGCUUUUAACUUUUUAGAAGUGAGACUAUUGAGUUUUGUUGUGGAUGAUUUUUAGUGACCACGUGGUCGGUACUGUUAGAACAGUAGGGCUCUGCAGCUGUGACAAAGUGGAGGAAAUCAGAACAAACUCGGCGCCUUCGCCUUCGAGCCGAGCCGCGUGCUCAGCCGCACAUGCUCCCAGGUCCUGCCCGAAAGUCAGGCGCACGGUGGCGGCAUCUUUACGAAGGAAGGCUUUGUGCGGUGUUGGGUUUGCCUUUGCUGUGAUGUGGAGUCGACCAGAAAUGGCCUCUAGCAGUCAGGACUGGAUUACCUCUUAAGCCCUGCUUGUCUUUUUAAUGGGUAUGUGUGGCUUGCUUGCUUUUUUUUUUCUUUUUAACUAACAUUCCCAGCAAAUUCUUGCUGCUCAGACUGUACUGUUAAAGGGAAAAUUUAUCGGGGAAAAUGUGAUGUGUACACCCUACGACAAAAUGUGAUCUUUUCUUAAAAUCACUCAGUGUUCUAGGAACUCGCUGGUCUCCACUUGAAUCACGUAUUAGUAUGAAGGCCCGAGUGUGUGUGGGUUUCGCUGUAAAAUCCAAGGCCGUGUGUGUUGUUAGGGGAGGGCCCCUCGGCCCCUGGCGGGCCCGCCUGCCUGUUCAUCCCCACUGUCUUAACGGCGCAGUUCUGCCCCAUGGGAUCAGAUUUAUUUUUAACAAAUUAUUAUAAAUGAGGAUUUAAAAUGUUUAAUGUGGGCUGGACUUUUUAUCUUUAGUUUGAGAAUCUGUAAGGAGUGUUACCACAAAUGUGACCUGAAGGGUGUGUGUGUAUCUUUGAUUCUAAAUCAGAUUGUGUUGUAUCUUGACAAAUACCAAGUACCCCAGUGGCUUUUUCUUUUUUUCUUUACCAGUUUGUGUUCUCUCCUCCUUUUGAGCCAUUUCCCAUGAAGCCAAAAUGGAGUGUUGGAAUUAAACUAGGUUGAAAAUGUGUGUCCAGGGUUUAAAGUUCAGAUUGUGUUUCCCGUGGAAGGACAGGUAUGUUUAUUAACUAAUUUUCUUUCAAAGGAUUAUUGUUUUACAGUUUCAAUUCCAGAUCAUAUUUUUGAUAUGCUGCAUGCCAAAAAUACCUACCUGUUCUGGGGUAGAGGGAAAAAAACCUAAUAUUCUACCUUACUGUUAAGAGUUCAGAAUGAAUUUUCACUGAGAAAGCCUUUUGGUUCCGUUUUAGAGAUAAAUAAGUUGCUUGUUUUUGAGCACUUGCCAGUCAUGAUUGUAUUUCAGAACAAUCCAAAUAAAUGUAAGCACGGUGUAUUUUGAAGGCUCUGCAGAUUUGCAAACUAAGCGGCUCAUUCCCUAACCCCUGGUAGUCAUCCUCAUUCUAGAAGUGAGAAUUCCCGGCGGAAAUGGAUUUGUCCUGUAGCACCAGCGGGGGCAGUGGGGGGCCUGUCCAGACGUCUUCCCGCGCGGUCCUCUGAGCACCAGGCCCCGUGUACGUCUGUGGCCAGUGGUGAUCACGUAGGGACCGAGGAGCCUGCGUUUGAUGCAGACGCCGUUGCAGCAGAGACAGGAAGCUUCGUAGCAAUCAAGUGGGGGAGUCGUUUGCUUUCUGUUUUAAAUAGGAACUCGUUUCCUAAAACGCAAAUCCUUGACCUGUCAGUGUAAUCUCAGUUUGUAUUAGCUUUUGAAUGAUCCCAUUGAGGAAGUGUACGGAUCGUGAACUGUGAAUAAAGGGAAAGUAAGCAGAAUCGCAGUGUUUGAAACUUUGGUGUUCUUCCGUGCCGCACCUGGCGCUGUAAUGCCGUAAAACCACUGAAGUGCCCAAGUCAAGCCCUGGCGGGGGGCAGAGCCAGUGCCCGAUGCAGAAGCAGUGCCCAGAAGCCUCCCAACAGCAGGAAGGUCUGCCGGGAGGGGAGGCGGCCCAGCCCACUUGUUGUCAGACCCCCUUGUGCUGGAGGAGACCCAUCCCAGACCCUUCGAGGGUUUCUUUUGGCUUCACGUUUCAGUGAGAACGGGAAUAACGCUUUCAUUGGGUAUUGUGCUAGAAGCUUAUUGUGUAGUCUCGAAUGUAGUGCUUGCAGCAGACCUUCCAGACGUGGGCUCUUCAAAGGAGCUACAGUUAAGGCAGGUGAGGUUUCUUCCAGACAAGGGGAGUUGGGAUCUGUGUCCAGAAGGGACGUUUUUAAAUUAGGGAUCAAACUGAUCAAGAAAAUACAUAUUUUGAGUUUAUGUAACCUUAAGUUUGGUGAUUUAGAAAAUCACUGUUAAGGCCUUAACAGAUUAAAUUGUAGUAUAAUUAUGAUAGUGUUUUAGAGUAAGGCUCUCAUUUUUAAAACAGUCCUGAGUUAUGCAGCACUUAGGUGGUUGAUAAAAGGUGCCGUCUGUUAAAAUAUAAAGACUGGAAUUCCCGUCAUGGCUCAGUGGUUAACAAAUCCGACUAGGAACCAUGAGGUUGCGGGUUCAAUCCCUGGCCUUGCUCAGUGGGUUAAGGAUCCGGCGUUGCCAUGAGCUGUGGUAUAGGUUGCAGACGCAGCUUGGAUCCUAUGUUGCUGUGGCUCUGUCGUAGGCAGACAGCUACAGCUACAGCUCCGAUUCGACCCCUAGCCUGGGAACCUCCAUGUGCCACAGGAGUGGCCCUCAAAAGGCAAAAAGAGAAAAAAAAAAAAAGACUAGGUCACCCAUCAAAGGAUUCUUCUGGAACUGAUAACAUCUAUAAAGGAAACUGCCAAAGGCACUAAGGGAGUAAGACUGAGGAGAAGCAGUGACUCAGAUGCACCCGGCCUCUUAGGUGCUCAGCUGUGUGGCAGGGCUGCAGCACUGCAGGGCUGGCCCUGUGGGGUGGCCCCUGGAGCAGCAGCAGCACCCAGGGACCCAUUAGGAAUGCAGAUUUGGAGGCCCCACCUACCCCUGAUGAAUCAACCUUGGGCAGGGGCCUGGGCACAUGUUUUGGUUUUUUUUAAUGUGUAUGGCUCAGCUGGUUUGAGUAUAUUCAGAGUUGUGCAACCAUCACCUAGUUACUAGCUUAUGCCAGAAUAUUUUACCACCAGAGGCCUGGGUUUUAACAGGUGUUUUUUGGACACAUGUCAAAUGUGAGAACCACUGGGCUACCUCUGUGCUCCCCAGAUGACUUGUUUAAAGACAACCUAAGAAGUACCCUUUUGGCACAAUUUAGGGGGAAUGAUUCUCCAGGUGCCAGGAACUGUGCCAGCCUCAGCACACGUCUCAACUCCAGCGUCGUCGCAUCUGCGAAGGUAGGUGGUGAGUCUACAGUUCAGAAGAAAACCUGGAGGGGGAGUUCCCGUCGAGGCUCAGAGGUAAUGAACCCGACUAGUAUCCAUGAGGAUGUGGCUUCAAUCCCUGGCCUCACUCAGUGGGUUAAGGAUCUGGCAUUGCCAUGAGCUGUGGUGUAGGUUGGAGACGCAGCCCGCAGCCCGAGUUGCUGUGGUUCUGGUGUAGGCCGGCGGUUGUAACUCUAAUUAGACCCCUAGCCUCGAAACCUCCACAUGCCGCAGGUGCGGCCCUAAAAAGCUCACAAGACGAGCGUGCCGCCUGAAGGUAUAGGUAUGUGUCCAUUACAGACUGCGCUUCACUGGUCCUGAAUUGGGCCGACAUCUUUUUAAGAAAAUUAUUCACUGCACGUAUAAUCACUAAUGUUUACUAAAACACCAUGGUAUUUCAAACUGAGCAAUCUCAUUGUUUUAUUAAAGUCAGAUUCCAAGAUGAAAGACCCUUAAUCCACAGAAAGGAAGGACGUAUCUUGCUGAUCCUGGCCCAGGUAGAGGCCCAGUCAGGAGGGAAUUCGGUGAAGCUGGAACAGAAGACCUCAUCUGGGUGUGGCCAUGCCCACAGUCUCCCCUCCUCACAAACUUGCCAGCUGCGCUGCCAUUUGGACACUCCAGCACAAGGUACAGCACGUUUGUACAUUCAACACGUGUAUAGACAAUGAACCGCAUUAUUUUAGGGACUAAGUUAUUUUACACUUACCCUUCCUCCCAGUGUAAAAUUCCCAAAGGUUUUCCCUUCCAGUCAACAUGUUUCUGGGGCCUGACAGUAGUUCCUAGAAGUGCAUCUAGGCCGGAAUCAGAACAGACACACAGACGGGAAUGCGGUCGCGGCAGGUGGCUUCCAGGGUAGCAACUUUCUCCCCAAAGACCUGUUAAAUAUUCCUCAGGCGGCUGUCUUAAAAGGACCUGUUUAGCCAGGGGCUGACUGGAUAACAAGAAAGUCCUUCUUUACCCGCUAACCUGCCUCCUUCCCGAGCACCGUCCUGUAUAGGCUGCAGGUGCUCAGGCCGCUUCAGAGGAUUCUGAUGCCGGUGUGUCCAGCAACGCCUAAGCGAUGUCAUUUGACGUGAUGACCCUUAAUCGACUUCUAGCUUUGUGUGUGUACCUCCCAGAGCCCCCUUUUUAUUCUGUCAUUCUUUAUAGCCUUCUACGGGAUCACAGGCCUCACCUGUGCCCGUGACCAGACCGGCCGCCUGACCAUGGAAAGCCAAAGCCCGCUGCUGAGAGGGCUUCCACCUGCAGUGAGCGUGCAGAAGCCCCUCUGGCAGAGGUGUGAGCUGCCCCCAUAUCGACCUGAUAACUGUGGAGCUGGAAAAGCAACCAAGAGCCACUGUCUAAAAAACAGCCUCCAGAGACCAGGUAGCUUGUUGGGAAGCUGCCAAAACUAGAACGUGAGACACCAGACUUUUAUUCUAGUCAUUUUCCCACUUCUGCGAGGGCUUCUGAGAGGUUCUUGAGCAAGAGCUUGUGAGAUUUUAAGUAUAACUUAAGGGAGGGUGCAUACUACUUUACAGGGGCCAAGAGCUGAACCCGAAACACAUCUUUCAUUUUGCAAAUCCAGCAUCUGACCAAACUGCAGCUGCUGGCCUCCAGACCCCCCGCUGCCUCCCGGGCCUGCCAAAGCCAGGGCAUGGGGCGGCUUCUGUCACUCAAGAAAGCAAUUUGUAUGAAAGUGCAAAAAAAAAAAAAAAAAAAAAAA
Messenger RNA from Sus scrofa (pig), 8705 nucleotides. RefSeq names its product nucleoporin 50 (gene NUP50). Lineage: Eukaryota; Metazoa; Chordata; Mammalia; Artiodactyla; Suidae. The record is from RefSeq and is a predicted model, not a curated record. Gene Ontology annotation, biological process: protein import into nucleus. Gene Ontology annotation, cellular component: nuclear pore.